Molecule: messenger RNA, 5484 nt
Organism: Lodderomyces elongisporus
Lineage: Eukaryota; Fungi; Ascomycota; Pichiomycetes; Serinales; Debaryomycetaceae
Gene: CYR1
Product: adenylate cyclase
Exons: 1
Coding region: 1-5484 (1827 amino acids)
Biological process (GO): intracellular signal transduction; cyclic nucleotide biosynthetic process
Molecular function (GO): protein binding
Source: RefSeq, a predicted model, not a curated record
AUGAGCUUUCUCAAGAGGGACAAAUCCAAGAGUAGCAUAUAUUCUGCUGGCCAGAAAUACUACGAAGAACCCUUGUCACCAACAGCGGAAUUGGCCGCAAAUGAGGCAUUUUACGAACCUAGAUCAGUCAGUUCCAGUAGUGUCAAUCCAGUAACCACCAAUGGCGACGACAAGGUUCAAGACCCAAAUGACGAUUACCAUAUAGUCAAUGUGCGACUGGAAGAUGGCACCGAAUACUCUCCACGAUCGUCCAUAGUGUCCUUUGCAGCAACUCCUUUCCACAAUGCAGCCAAUAACUUGAAGGAUAAUUAUAAAGGGUUCCAUGCCAACCGGAGAGGCAAAAGCAUCAACAAUGUGCCGCCAUUGUUACACCCAAUUAAACCCAAAUUCAAAAAGAAGAGCAGUUCUUUAUUCAACAAACUCAUAAAUUCAAGAAAAGACGGCACCGAGGAUGAGGAUACAGAAAGUCCCCGAAAGGAGAGGUAUAUGUCGACAUCGUCUGAAGCAUCAAUGUCUCCACCACACUCAAACGCAUCAUCAAGGGCAAAUUCAAUCACCAUUGACGAUCCUACCUUACAGCCUCUAACAAAUCUACAUCCACAUCUGCACCUGCAACUGUACCUGCACCUGCACCUGCAACUGGACCAAGGACAAGGACAAGGGCAAGGACAAGAACAUGCAAAUCAGCAAAAUCAACGCAAGAGCAACUCGUCAGCUUCGUCUUCUCAUUCAAGACACAAGGUAAAGAUCCCCCUAUUUGGAGAAUACCACCCACAUCACCCAUCAACUAUCCUGCCAUACCUGUUGCAAAUGACACAAUCUGACUACAAGUCACAAGGAAGAAAAGGUUCAGGUUCAGGCUCGGCAUCAGGAUCAGGUUCUGAAGGUCCUUCUCGUCUGCCUGGUAAGCUGCAACGUGAACCAUCAUACACAUCUAUUCCUUCUUCGACCGCAUCGGAAAAGUUGAUUUCGUUAGACUUGAACCUCGAUGAGAUACAGGAUAUUGUCAAGAGCGAAGAUACCGUAGCACCAAAGCAGAAUUGGAAAGCUCCAGACAGUUGGGAUGUUAAAGCACCAAGAAUCGAAGAAGAACCAAGGAUUCUGGAGGUGGAUGAAGCUUCCAGCAAAGAAAAUGAAAAUGAAGAUGAAGAGGAAGAUGGAAAUGAAAAUGAAAACCAAGAUGGAAAUGGAAAUGAAACUGGCAAAGGUGGAGGAGCUCGAAGCAGAGGUGGCAACAACAGCAACAACUACAACAAUAACCGUAAUGGUGGCGGGUCUUUUUCAAAGCCCGUGAUAAAAUCGUUGCCACUGCUUUAUGGAGCUAAAGAAGCAACACACGUAGUUAGCUCAAUUGAUCCAAGUCCCAGUCAUAUCAUUCGUAUAUUCAAGGAAGAUGGAACAUUCACUACUGUGCUUUGCCCCUUAGAAGCUACAACAUCUGAAUUGCUUACAAUUGUGCAGAAAAAAUUCUUUUUAGAGUCAGCAUCGAAUUGCCAACUAGCAGUGCACAUUGGUAACUGUGUCAAGGUGUUGGAAAGCUUUGAAAAGCCAAUGAAGAUACAAAUGGGACUCUUGCUAUUGAGUGGAUACACUGAUGAUGACAAUUUGCGAAUUAUAGGUCGAGGCGACCUCUCAUACGUGUGCAGGUUUGUUGUGGAAAAUAUUUACUUGCGAAACUUGACUCAUGAGGAGGAAAUCAAGUUGUCCAAGAACUAUGUCGAUGUCAAUAUAUCAUCACUCAACUUGAAAAAUAUACCAAUUAUAUUCCACCAACACACAUACGAGAUUGAAAAAUUAAACGUUUCGGAGAAUCCAUCAAUCUAUAUCCCAUUAGAUUUCAUCCAGUCGUGCACCAACUUGACUGUGAUUAAUUCGUCGCGCAAUGGGUUCUCGAAAUUUCCAAUAAACUUUUUGGAAGCCACGCAUUUGACGGAGCUUAAUCUUGAAAUGAACUUCUUGGACGACUUGCCUUCAAAGAUAAAUGCAUUGUCGAAUUUGACGCACUUGAAACUCAACCCAAAUCAGUUGACACUGGUUCCGAAAGCAUUUGGCCAACUUUCAAACCUCGUGUCUUUGAACUUGUCUUCGAAUUACUUCAAUAGGUAUCCAGAGCCAAUCAACAAUUUGGAAAAAUUAGUCGAGUUGGACUUGUCCUACAACGACUUGGCAUAUAUCCCCAACUCGAUUGCCAACCUCAAGAAUUUGCAGAAAUUGAAUUUGUGCACAAAUAAGCUUUCCAAAGCACUUCCAGACUGCUUCAAGUAUCUCCAAUCACUUAAAAGAUUGGAUGUGAGGUACAAUGAAAUCACCAAUGUCGAUGUAUUGGGCCAGUUGAGCUCAUUGGAAGUCUUGUAUGCCUCGAAAAACAACAUCUCUGGCUUCAAUGACCAAAUGGAAAACUUGAAACUUUUACACUUUGACAAAAAUCCAAUUACGGAACUCAGAUUUGUUAGCCCAUUGCAAAUGUUGAAUGUUUUGGACUUGUCCAAGGCAAAGAUUACCUCAAUUUCGUCUGAUUUUAUACAAAUGAUCCCCAACAUUGAAAAAGUCGUUCUUGAUAACAAUCACUUGGUAACAUUACCAAGUGAAAUUGGCCAGCUCAAGAAAUUAACACAUCUUUCUAUAUUUUCAAACAAUUUGCAAACUAUUCCCAAUACCAUUGGAGACCUUGUACAUUUGCAACACUUGGAUCUUCAUUCAAACAAUAUUCAAAGCUUGCCCCUGGAAAUCUGGAGCUUAACCUCAUUAACAAUGUUGAAUGUAUCGAGUAAUAACCUUACUGCUAUACCCAAGCCACCUUUCUCCAUUGCCAAGAGAAUAUCUACUCCAUCAGAGAACCCAAAUGAAAUGCCGGUUUCUUCUGGCUCGUUAGCUGAUAGUUUGUCAGUAUUGAUUGCUGCUGAUAACAGAUUGAACGAUGAUUGUUUUGAGUCUAUCUCUUAUUUGGUCAAGUUGACUUCACUCAAUCUUUCCUACAAUGAUCUUAUUGAAAUCCCAGAAGGUUCACUAGCACCAUUAACACAGCUCAAGGACAUUUACUUAUCAGGCAAUGAGAUUUCAACAGUCCCCGAUGAGUUGAGCCAGAUCAAGGCCUUGAAAUUGUUGUACAUCAAUAAUAACAAAUUGGUUACUUUGCCUACAAAGUUGAGCGAACUCACAAACUUGACGUAUUUUGAUGGAGGAUCCAACCAACUUUACUACAAUAUUUCGAAUUUCCUUUAUGAUUGGAACUGGAAUUUCAACAAGAAACUCAAAUAUCUCAAUUUGAGUGGUAAUAGACGAUUCCACAUCAAGGAUAUCAAAAACACGCAAAAUGAAGAGAUGAAUGGCUUUUUGGGGUUGAAAGAAUUAUUAGUUCUUGGCUUGAUUGAUGUGACACUAACAACCACCUCACUUCCAGAACAAUCUGUAGAUAAGCGUGUGCGCACAACGGGUUCAGAAAUUGACACAAUAGGAUACGGUGUAUCAGAUACUAUUGGAUCAAGAGAUUGUAUAUCAAACAGAGACUUGUUUAUCCAGAAAUUUAGGGGUAAUGAAAAAGAGUUGCUCAUUUGUUCAUUUGAAGGAAAGCAAGGCAAACCGGGACAGGGCCAUAGGAUCUCAUCGAUAGUCAAGAACAUGAUUGCACAAAACUUAACUGAUGAGUUGGCAAGAGUAAAUGACGAAGACGACAAGGUGCAUAUAGCAUUGAGAAGAGCAUUUCUCAACUUUAACAAGGAGAUUAAUGGCACGCUUUGGGCUAAAAAGAAUAAUGUAUUUACGCCGACUGCGGGACAGUCGAUGGAGUCUUGUACCUUGAACAUGGCGGAUGAUUCAAGAGCAGGUUGUGCUGCCACAGUGAUUUAUAUCAGAGACAAGAAACUUUAUAGUGCCAAUAUUGGAGAUAUAGAAGCGCUUCUUUGUCAAAACAAUGGUAACUUUAAAGUGUUGACGAAUUCACACAAGCCAACAAACCGUCAAGAAUUUGAGCGAAUUAGAGCAGCUGGCGGGUACGUUUCUGGUAGUGGAGAUUUGGAUGGCACAUUGGCGAUAUCACGUGGUGCAGGAUUCUUUUCAUAUCUUCCACAUACCCAUUCAGGUCCCGAUGUCAAUGAACUUACAUUGACUCCUGCUGAUGAUUUAUUGAUUAUUGCAACCAAGACUCUAUGGGAAUAUCUCACAUACGAAUUUGCUGUUGAUAUCAUUAGACAGGAUAAGCACAAUCCAAUGGUUGCAGCGCAGAAAUUGCGUGACUUUGCCAUCAGUUAUGGUGCUUCAGACAAGAUUACUGUUAUUGUGUUGACAUUCGGCGAAAAGUCCAAAGAGAGUUCGUUAUACAAAAAUGUUGGAAGAGAAGCUGAGUUUUUCGCCAAGAGAAGAAGAGAUCGACAAAUUGGCGGAGAUUCAAGUCUUCGUAAAUUGGAGAAUGAGAUUGAACCUCCAGUGGGCGAGCUUGCGUUGGUAUUUACCGAUAUUAAAAACUCGACAUUACUCUGGGACACGUACCCUGCUUCGAUGAGAUCUGCUAUCAAGACGCAUAAUUCAGUAAUGAGACGCCAGCUAAGAAUUAUUGGUGGGUACGAAGUGAAAACAGAAGGUGAUGCCUUUAUGGUUGCUUUCCCUUCGCCAACAUCUGCAUUACUAUGGUGUUUUAACGUUCAGCAGAAUUUAAUCACUGCUGAUUGGCCGACUGAGAUUCUUGAUACUGACCAAUGUUGCGAAGUAACUGACGGUAAAGGCAAUGUCAUCUAUCGAGGAUUAUCGGUGAGGAUGGGUAUACACUGGGGUACUCCAGUGUGUGAACCAGAUAUCGUCACCGGCAGAAUGGACUAUUUUGGUCCCAUGGUGAAUCGAGCCUCCAGAGUCAGUGCUAUUGCAGAUGGUGGUCAAAUUGCAGUGAGUUCCGAUUUCCUUGAUGAGAUGAGAGCAUUAACCGCAAUACACGAUGACAUCAAGAGCAAUCUCAAGACAAUAAGUGAUGCGUACCAUGGAAACGUUAGUGCCGGAAGAAUCAUUGAGAGAGAACUAACGGCGAUUGAAGAUCAUGGCUGUAAUUUCUACAAGAUUGGCGAGAGGAAAUUGAAAGGAUUGGAAACACCCGAGAUGAUCACAUUGGUGUACACUAGUAGAUUGAAGCUUCGAUUUGAGAUUUUCCAAAAGAGAUUAGAUGUGGAUGAGAACCACAGCACAAGAGUCAUAGGUACUUUGCCUGUCAACUGCAUAACUGCGAUAACUGAUAUCUCUGCAAGAUUAGAGAAUGUUUUGUCAUCGUUGAAUGAAGGGACAUAUAUCAAGGAUGGGUUCAAAGGUCCCAAAGUCAAGACGCAGGACGUAUCUGUAAAGGACCUUUUGAAUGCAGUCACUAGAAUCGAGAACUCGGUUGCAACAUUGUUAUUGAGACAAAAAUUGAAUGGUUCGAAACCGGGCUUUAGUACUGAGCCAUUGAACCAUCUUAUGACCCAGUUGGUGGAUAUAAUAGAUAAUGUCCAGCAAGAAAGUAAAUAA